Messenger RNA from Dromiciops gliroides (monito del monte), 933 nucleotides. RefSeq names its product Y-box-binding protein 1-like. The record is from RefSeq and is a predicted model, not a curated record. Gene Ontology annotation, cellular component: nucleus. Gene Ontology annotation, biological process: regulation of gene expression. Gene Ontology annotation, molecular function: nucleic acid binding. Lineage: Eukaryota; Metazoa; Chordata; Mammalia; Microbiotheria; Microbiotheriidae. The transcript has a single exon. Bases 1 to 933 code for a protein of 310 amino acids.
AUGGCCCAACCUCGACCGGACGGUCCCCUGGUUGGCUCUGAAAGCAAAGGGGUCGAGGCCGCUCCCACCCUGGUUCCGUCUGGGGAGAAGAAAGUGUUGGCGACCAAAGUCUGGGGGACCGUGAAAUGGUUCAAUGUGAGGAACGGUUAUGGUUUCAUCAACCGGGACGACACCAAGGAAGACGUCUUCGUUCACCAGACGGCAAUCAAGAAGAACAACCCCCGCAAGUACCUCCGGAGCGUUGGGGACGGCGAGCCCGUGGAGUUCGACGUGGUGGAAGGAGAGAAGGGGGUGGAGGCGGCCAAUGUCACCGGGCCCGGAGGCGCUCCCGUGCAAGGGAGCAAGUACGCGGCGGACCGCAGUGAGUACCGCCGGGGUCCGCCCCGCAGCAGCGGAGGCCCGCCACCACAGGCUUCCCGCAAGAGCCGCCCCAGCUGCCCGAAAGCCGAAGGCCCCGAGAAGCCGGCCGAUGGGGCCCCGAUGGCCGGGGAGUACGAGCCGUGGAAGAGCUGUGUCCCCCGCCGGCCGUCCUACCCGCUCCACUUCGCCCGACGGUCGCAGUACGUGGCUCUGACCCUGAGACGAGGUCCGGCGGACGGUGCUGACACAGAGCUGGCGGGCGGCGGGGAGCAGAGCCGCGUGGGUCGGCGUGGGGGUUUCCGGGAAGGGAGGCCCCCCCUGCGUGGAGCUGGGCCUGGCCGAUGGGGACCCACUCUGCGCGCCGAGGGCCCGGAGGACGAGAAGGAGAACCACAAGGGCAAAAGGAUCCGGAGCCAGCAGUCGCCCCAGCGCCGUUUCCGCCGCCACUUCAGUUACCAACAUCGCAGGCCCGGCAACCCCAGGCCUUCCGAGGGUCGAGAGGCCAAGGCUAUGCUCAAUGCUGACAUCGGCUCCCAGGCCAAGGACAACAGCCUGGAGAGUGGACACGCAUAG